Messenger RNA from Liolophura sinensis, 3467 nucleotides. RefSeq names its product limulus clotting factor C-like. The transcript has 17 exons. Gene Ontology annotation, molecular function: serine-type endopeptidase activity. Gene Ontology annotation, biological process: proteolysis. The coding region runs from base 277 to 2790 and encodes 837 amino acids. The record is from RefSeq and is a predicted model, not a curated record. NCBI's taxonomy places the organism in Eukaryota, Metazoa, Mollusca, Polyplacophora, Chitonida, Chitonidae.
AUCCUGUUUAUACACGUAUAAAGACUCCUCUGGAGAGCUGGUGUCACAAAUAAGCCGGUAACUCGCGACCAAGCCACUUUCAGUCAGCUACCCGGCUAGAAUUUAUCUAGCUUAGCUUUCGUGUUUUCUCACGAUCUGGUUCUUUUUAGAAGGGAAGAGUGUCCCAGCAACCAGUCCACCCAGUAUCCUGUCCCGCAGACAUCCAGUGUCGCCCUGCUCUGCCUACUGUGCCCAAAUCGCUUCCACACCAAGCCCACUAAAGAAGAAAUAAUCAGCAUGCUUGACAGUGUGCGAAUGCUGUCACUAGUAGCCCUAGUCGCUGUACUUUGGACUGGCUGCGAAGGCAGGGGAGUGGAUUUGGGGCUUUGUUCUGAUUCAUCCGUAACCUGCCAGUGUGGGAGCCCAGACAUCCAGCUACAAGUACAAAUCCCUAUCAAAGAGUGUACAUAUUUUUACCGAUGGAAGCCUUACUGUAAAGCUUGUGAUGAGUUCGACGAAGCUGCUCUUUGUAGCCAGUUCAGAAACUGUCUCUCCUGUAACCCUACAAGAGACGGCGGUUGUGCGUCCUGUCCAAGUGGAAGAUAUGGGCCAAACUGCCAAGGAGUUUGCCGGUGUGAAAACAAUGGGGUCUGUAAUGCGCAAACCGGAGCUUGCCAGUGUCUAAACGGCUUCAGCGGUCCACGAUGUGCACAGAGAGAUGCGGUGACAUGCAGUGCUGCGCCAUCGAUUGCCAAUGGAAGGACAACCGCAGAGGGGGGUAGCUCUGCUCUUGAAGGAACAGUGGUGAAUUACAUAUGCAACACUGGAUAUGUCUUGGUCGGUCCUACUCGAAAGCGAUGUGAGAGCACUGGAGUGUGGUCUGGGGGCGAAGCUCGCUGUGAGUACUCGUGCACUGUGCCGACUGCCACUCCCGGAUUAAAUAUAAAUGUUGAAGAAUACAGAACCAUGGCCACGUCGGACAAUACCAACGGUGUUCCCUUGAUUCGGAGAGUGCGCUUCACCUGUGAUAAUGGCUAUUCUCUGCAAGGAGCUACUGAGCUAAAUUGUCUGCCUUCAUCUCAGUGGAAUGCCGCCGUUCCAACAUGUGUUCGAAGCUGUGGAGAGCCUCCAAAUUUACAUAAUGGGCGGUACGAGGGAACUAACUGGGCUGAAGGUGGACGUGUUCGCUAUUACUGCAACGAUAGAUGGACAUUAUCAGGAGACUCAUCCCUUGUGUGCAGAGAUGGCACGUGGACAGGGACAGCGCCAUCAUGUGCCCUCGCCCAGUGUAACAAGCCAGUGAUAAGCAACGGAAUAGUUACGCCCGACAGCAACCUUUACCCUGUUGGCAACAGCAUAACCGUAACAUGCCAGGCAGGUUUCACAUUACAGGGAGAUUCAAGCCUCACCUGUCUGCAAAACUCCGCAUGGAACAGACCUUCGCCGAGGUGUACCGUGACAACCACCACACUUCCGCCUGUAACCUGUCCAACAAUAGCUGCUCCAACUAAUGGCCGAAUUCUCAGCUCCAGAAAUGGCGUUGUUUACACUCCCGGGGAAACGAUAGAGUUUGUCUGUAAUGACGGUUUCCUGAUAUCUGGCACAAAUCAACGCAUCUGUCAGGCUACUGGCGAGUGGUCCGGUAGAGAAGCCCGUUGUAUCCGAGUUAUCACUUGUGCUGAUCCUGGAACACCUGCCAAUGCCGUCCGCGAAGUUCGUCAGCCCAGAGUAGGCGGGGGAGGCAGACUUGGGGGUAGAGGAAGACUACGCAGACCUGGUUACCUUCGCCCCAAUUCACGCGUGGCUGGAGGAGACGGGUCGGAAGGAACUGUCGUAGACAUUAAUCUUCCCAGUGGGCAGUUUCGGGUUCUCACGAGAUUAACGUUUGAAUGUGAAUCGCGCUUUUAUCAGCUGGUCGGCUCUCAACAUCGCGAGUGUCUGCGGUCUGGCGAUUGGUCAGGACGACAACCCACGUGCAUCCCAGUUUGCGGCAAAUCGGAAGGAGUUCGAGUUGGGGUAAUUAGGAACGGCCAGGUGUCUCGUCAGGGUGAAUGGCCAUGGCAGGUCUCCAUUGCUCACCGCCAGGAAGACGGUCAGUUUUAUGGCGUCUGCGGAGGGACCGUCAUCAGCGAAAACUGGGUGGUGACAGCGGCUCACUGUGUCACGAAUAGGUCCACGGCAAACAUCAUGCCGCUGGCGAACCUCAAACUGUAUCUGGGAAAAUACUACCGUGAUAUCAACCAGGACGACGCGGAAGUUCAAGUUUCCUUGGCGUCUGAGAUACAUGUUCAUCCGAACUAUGACCCGGAAGUCCUUAACUCUGACAUUGCAUUGAUUCGCCUGGCUUCGACAGCGACCCUUUCCAACAGAGUGUCGCCCAUUUGCUUACCGGGCUAUAACUCGGAUGGUGUUGCUUUGGCCGACCGACUCAUUCGACCAGGUUCAAACAUAACCGUUACGGGUUGGGGAGAAACCGAAAACCGAACUGAUGCUGGCGUAUUGAUGAUGACGGUGCUUGGAACGAUUUCCAGGGAGUCCUGUGAAGAUAAAUAUGCUGAAUCUGGUCUUCCCCUGAUUGUCACAAGCAAAAUGUUCUGUGCUGGACACGAUGAUGGCAGAAGUGACACCUGUUUCGGAGAUUCUGGCGGACCCGCAAUGGCUAGAGCCGGAUCAGGUGAUAACCGAAGAUGGUAUCUGGUUGGUGUAGUCAGUUGGGGCAGUCCAAUUGAUUGCGGAAUUCCUAUGCAAUACAGUGGAUUCACCAAGUUGUCACAGUUCUUAUCAUUUAUCAAUCAGUUCACUGGACUGUAAUCUCGCUAGUCUGUCACUACUGUAACGCAUCACAUUUCAAUGCCGAUUAUGAAAUACUCGCUACUGUAAUGCAUCAGGGGGAAUGCUCAUUCUUACAACUGUGAAUUUCUCUCUUCUAUUCAGCUUUCUUGAUUAUUUGAACAAUGGUAAAAAUGAAGUUGCGGGAGCAUGUUGUUGUUGUUGUUUUUUUAGCCAAAGUUCUAAAAAUCGUAGCGGUAUAAAAGAUUGUAUCGCUUAGCGUUUCUGUGAUAUUGCAUAAUGGCUCUGUGUAGUCUACGGAUUACCACAUGUACAUACGUUAAGUGUUCAACAUUUCAUUAAUAAAUAAUCUUUAUUAAGUUACACAUCAGUGAUUAAGUAAAUAUUUUAGUAAAAUGUCGCAGAGUGUAUAAAUGACUGUCUUAAUAUGUUUCAUUUAUGUAUCAUUGUCUUGUGGUCUUGUCUCCCUGAUGAAUAAAUCUAUUUAUAUUUGUUUAAUGAGCCAUAAAACGACAUUCACUGUCAUGUAUAGCAAAGCGGAGAUUUUAUGACCAUUCGUUUUGUUCAGACUUAUUUAAUGUUUAAAUUAAAUAAAACAUUAAAUAUGUUAAGCCACUACUGUGUUUAAAUUUGUAAAAGUAUAAACCUCUGAAUGAUGGUGCCAACCUAAGAAAUAAAAUGUCUGAUGGACAUUCAAA